CGGAGCACGGAUUCAUUUCCGCACUCACGCGCUCGUUGAAUUGCGCUCAGACGUUUAAUUAUCAUUUAUCGAACCACGUGUGGGACUCAUCGAGGAUGGUUCGCGAAGUAGGAACCGUGAGGUGACAGCUGUACAAACAGACAGGUACCCCUCCAACUCGGUGAUGCUUCUGCUUCUGCUUCUGCUUCUAGGGCUUCGUCAGUUCAUCAGUUCCUGCAUGAGAACGAGGUGACGGGCAUGUGAAAGUCAUGAAGUCAUAUGAAGAACAAGCACAGGACGAGCGGAGGACCAGCCGCUUCCUCGGGUGGGGAACUCAAUGCUCCAAAGCCAACGACAUCAACAUCCACAAGCACACGAUUACCUAUCCAUCGUGAUUCAAUUGAAACAUAUCAAACAAAGCGAUCAUGUCAUCUUCAGAUUCAGCAACUCGUUCAUUGCCCGUUCUCACUUUGCGCGCCGCCGAGAUAGCUUCGGCAGCCGCUCAGAAAAAGGCACAGGAAAUAGGCAUUGACUUCAACAUCGCCAUCGUAGACGCAACAUUAAACCUCCUCCAUUUCGUCCGCCAACCCACCGCAAAACUCACUUCCAUCAACAUUUCCAUCGACAAGGCCUUCACAGCAGCAGGCCACCGUCUCCCCACUUCUGCAUACAAGAAUGCCAACUUCUUGCCUGGAGGGCCCGCAUAUGGUAUUCAUAAUUCCAAUGGGGGUAGGUUUAUGUUGAUUGGAGGUGGUGUUCCUAUCAAGAUUGAGGGACAGGUUGUGGGUGCUGUGGGAGUCAGUACGGGGACGCCGGCGCAGGAUGAGGAGGUUGCUAAUGCGGGUGUGAGGGCGGUGGAGGAAUGGGUUAGGAAGAGGCAGGGACCUAAGCUUUAGAAGAGGUGUUAUGUUGGUUUGAUAUGCAGCUUUGCUCGCGAAAUCUAAUGCAGCAUAUUGCAAUUGGCG
Aureobasidium pullulans EXF-150 is the source of this 944-nucleotide messenger RNA. RefSeq names its product DUF336-domain-containing protein. The record is from RefSeq and is a predicted model, not a curated record. The transcript has 2 exons. Lineage: Eukaryota; Fungi; Ascomycota; Dothideomycetes; Dothideales; Saccotheciaceae. Bases 405 to 875 code for a protein of 156 amino acids.